CAAACGGCUUCUUUGGUGCAGCACGUAACUGGCAGGGAUCCUUCCAGAAGUCAUGUCUUUAGGGCUGGAGCUCGUUGGAAUUGUGCUAUGUGUGCUCGGCUGGCUGUUGGCCAUCGUGGCUUGCACUCUCCCCAUGUGGAGGGUCACAGCCUUCAUCGGCUCCAACAUCGUGACAGCUCAGAUCAUCUGGGAUGGUUUGUGGAUGUCCUGUGUGGUCCAGAGCACGGGACAGAUGCAGUGUAAAGUCUACGACUCCAUGCUGGCCCUUUCCCAGGACCUCCAGGCGGCCAGAGCCCUGACUGUGAUCUCCAUCCUUCUCACCAUCCUGGCUGUGUUGGUGUCCAUCGGAGGUGCGAAGUGCACCAACUGCAUCGAGGACGAGUCGUCCAAAGCUAAAGUCAUGAUUCUGGGAGGGGUCCUCUUUAUCGUGGCUGGGGUGAUGCAGCUGAUUCCCGUGUCCUGGUCUGCCAACAGUAUCGUCAGGGAUUUCUACAACCCUCUGCUCCCUGAUGCUCAGAGACGGGAGCUCGGGGCAGCGCUCUACAUCGGCUGGGCAGCCGCAUCGCUCUUGAUCAUGGGGGGCUCGUUGCUCUGUUGUUCCUGCCCUCCACAGGAGGAGAAGAAAUACAACCAGUCUAGAAUGCCGUACCCUGCGCCUCUCUCCACAGCUGGUGGUGGGUAUGACAGAAGAGACUAUGUAUGAAACCAUCAAAGUGGACUUCUGAAUUUACUGGUAAAACGGUUGACAUGAGGGCAUCGUUUUUCUGGGUAAAAGCGAAAAUAUGCCGCUCAGACUCCAUGAUGAGGAGACACCAAGUUUGAUGACGUUUUUAUGUACGUUUGUGUUGUUGAUCUAUGCUCUUGGCGUUUUAGAGACAUUAAUAUGGACGUUAUGGUGAUAGUCUGAAAUUACCUUAUGUCACUUGCUUAGUGUGUUGUAUGCAAAUGACAUAAGAUUGUCUUAAAUGAAUUUUCAACAAAGCAUAGUUUUUUUUUUAGGUUAAGUGUACUGUAUAGAGCUGGCCUUACAUUUGAGAAGUUGACACAAACAGACUUUUGCCACUUUAAAAGUGUUUGUACAUGCAGCUUUUAUGACUUAAUAAUUAUUCGUCACAAUGCAGAUUACAGGACAGUUUAAAUAUACUGGUGAAAAUGUGGCUGACCUACAACUACAUACAGUACCUUUAUAUUUACAGCCUACAUCUUCAGUUUAACCAAAAAAGUUGAUUUAAAACCAAAAAAGUACGUUAUGUCAAAUUAAUGUUUACUGUUCAUUGUCCUAUAUCUGUUUUAAUGGUUAGGACUAGUUGCACUAGCCUGAUUUAGUUUUAGCUUUUGUCUUCAACAUUGUACAAUUUCUGUAUUGUUCAUUUAUAAUCUAACAUAGGCUAUUGAUUUGUAAAUGUCUCAUACUGUUAUUUGUGUUUCAUACUUAUUUAUACAGUACUGUAUUUUUAUUGAAUCCAGGACUCCUGCUCAAGUUUUGAAAUGCAGUCGCAUGAGCAAUGUUGUUAAAUCAAUCUUCCACGGUCAUUAUUGUUGCAUUAUUGUUACACUUAAAUUUGUAUUCUUAAAUUAAAACGAUUCGAUAAAAACCUCUUAACUUUUUCCUAGGCUAAUGUAAGUUAGUACAAGGAGAAACACAAGGCCAAUUGCGACAGAGAAUUGUGGGAGGAGAGUUAGAACAGGUGGGAGUUUGAGCAACUCCUGUAUGAUGAGUAUUGAGGAUCUGUCAUUUUGUUCUGAAACUUUUGUAAAUGCGUUGAUCAGGAACAUACAGCUGUUACGCUUUAUCCAUUCUAUUUUUUUUUUUUUAAGAAUUUUUUUAAUAAAUCGUACCAUGGUGAGUUGAGGAUUUUGUGUAUACUAUUUAUCUAUAAAGUGUUGAUGUUAGGA
Triplophysa rosa is the source of this 1896-nucleotide messenger RNA. RefSeq names its product claudin-3-like. The record is from RefSeq and is a predicted model, not a curated record. Bases 53 to 703 code for a protein of 216 amino acids. Gene Ontology annotation, cellular component: bicellular tight junction; plasma membrane. Gene Ontology annotation, molecular function: structural molecule activity. Gene Ontology annotation, biological process: cell adhesion; bicellular tight junction assembly. The transcript has a single exon. NCBI's taxonomy places the organism in Eukaryota, Metazoa, Chordata, Actinopteri, Cypriniformes, Nemacheilidae.